Messenger RNA from Penicillium olsonii, 825 nucleotides. The record is from the annotation of a GenBank genome assembly. Lineage: Eukaryota; Fungi; Ascomycota; Eurotiomycetes; Eurotiales; Aspergillaceae.
AUGAGACUUGCGCACCUCCACCUCCCCCAUCAAACGCCCUUCGCCCGCGUCUCAGCCCUCCAACAAUCCCUCACCAGCCGACUCCUCACACACAAAAAGCUCGCCUCCCCAGGCUCUCUCUCCUCGCAAUACGAGCACUCCCCAUCUUCCAAAUCACCCCCUCCACCCCCAGACCCAACAAUCAUAACUUUCACCCCGAACCCCGUCUACACCACCGGCCGGCGCGAUCUCCCCCCAUCCAACACCCCACCCUCACCAACAACGCUCUCUCUCCCACCACCUCUCGAGCCAAUUCGCUCUCUCUUCGCAUCUAACAAGGCCGAAUACCACCCCACUCUACGUGGUGGCCAAACAACAUACCAUGGCCCAGGCCAGAUGGUCGCGUAUACGAUCCUCGAUCUGAAAAGAUUGGGGCUCUCACCUCGGUGCCAUAUACGUGUUUUGGAAAAUAGCGUCAUCGAUCUACUGGCUUCUUAUGGGGUGAAGGGGUUUACGACAGAGGAUCCGGGUGUGUGGACGGGGGAUGGGCCGAGGAAGAUCACGGCGGUGGGGGUGCAUUUGAGGCGGAAUAUUAGCAGUUUUGGAAUUGGGUUGAAUGUUACUGAGGAGCCGAUGUGGUUCUUGAAGCAGAUUGUUGCUUGUGGGCUUGAGGGGAAGGAGGCGACGAGUUUGCAGGGUGUUGGGGUUCAGGCUGGGCUUGAUGAUGUUGCGAAUGGGUUUGUGGAGCGCUUUGUAGAGCGUGUUAAUGCGGAUUUUGCUUGUAGUAAAGGUGGGGAGAAGAUUGAUGAGGUCUAUAGGGUUAAAGAGGAGGAUCUUUUGCCUUGA